AACGCGCGGACGCUCCACGUGGACCGGCUUACGCAAUUUUCUCAGGGAGAAAUUUCAGCCUCAGAAAACCAACUGCACAUUCGACAGUCUAUCAAGUCAGCGGUCCAGCUCGGCAGCUUCAGUCUUCGUGUAGAAAAUCAGACACAAAUUAGCGCUCCUCCUCUUUGGGGAAACACACGCCCCUGAUGCUCCGUGCGUGUAAUUAUAUUUCUUAGAAGUAAAAAGCCCCGCGGCGUCUGUGGCGAAUCUGCGGCUUCCGACGUGGAGCUCGGGUGGAGCCCGGCACGCGAGAGCUUCGGCCGCUUAGAGCCCCGGCCCUGUCUCUGUGGGAAAAGGAACCCGAGUUUGCUGAGGCAUGUUGGAUCCACCUGGCCACAUUGCAACUGGUACCGCCCUGCCCUGGCUAUUCCAGAUGGCACACAUGCACCUGGAACUCAAGUACACACCCUCUGCUUCCUGAGAAGGUUUGGAGGGGCAGGUCAGGUAUCUGGCUUCAAGACCAGGAGUCAGGACCUGAGACCUGUGGUACCCAGUGGCCUCCCUACCUUCAAGAGAACAUGAACGACUGGAUGCCCAUCGCCAAGGAGUAUGACCCGCUUAAAGCUGGCAGCAUCGAUGGCACCGACGAAGAGCCGCACGACCGCGCGGUGUGGCGGGCCAUGCUGGCCCGGUACGUCCCCAACAAAGGUGUCACGGGAGACCCCCUCCUCACCCUGUUCGUGGCCAGACUCAACCUGCAGACCAGAGAGGACAAGUUGAAGGAGGUCUUCUCCCGCUACGGGGACAUCCGGCGGCUGCGGCUGGUGCGGGACCUGGUGACCGGCUUCUCCAAGGGCUACGCCUUCGUGGAGUUCAAGGAGGAGCGCGCGCUGCUCAAGGCCUACCGCGACGCGGCGGGCCUGGCCAUCGAGCAGCGCGAGGUCUUCGUGGACUUCGAGCAGGAGCGGACGCUGCGCGGCUGGGUCCCGCGGCGCCUGGGCGGCGGGCUGGGCGGGAAGAAGGAGUCGGGGCAGCUGCGGUUCGGGGGGCGCGACCGGCCCUUCCGGAAGCCCAUCAACCUGCCCGUGGUUAAAAGCGAGCUGCACAGAGACGGGAAGCGAGACAGGCGGGAGCGGUCCCGGGAAAGACACCGCGACUGCAGGGCCCGGGACCGCGACCACGACCGGGGCCGGGACAAGAGAUGGCCGGAAAGGGAGCCGGCCCGGGCGUGGCCUGAAAACGACUGGGAGAGAGGGCGGGACCCCCGAGAGGACAGGGUCAAGGGGAGGGACAGGAGGGACCGGAGCAGGUAGAGGCCCCGGGUUCAAACCCCAGUACCGCCAAGAAAAAAAGGAAAAAAGUAGUGGGGUAGUUGUCUCCAUGCGCCCUUUAUGUGUAAUGGUUCAAUAAAGCUACAUAAGAAGGGUUGGAAUCUUUUUUUUUUUGUUUUGCAGUACCAGGACCUGAACUCAAGGCCUAUACCUUAAA
Castor canadensis (American beaver) is the source of this 1467-nucleotide messenger RNA. It is a transcript of the gene Snrnp35, whose product is annotated as small nuclear ribonucleoprotein U11/U12 subunit 35. Gene Ontology annotation, molecular function: mRNA binding; snRNA binding. The record is from RefSeq and is a predicted model, not a curated record. NCBI's taxonomy places the organism in Eukaryota, Metazoa, Chordata, Mammalia, Rodentia, Castoridae. Gene Ontology annotation, biological process: mRNA splicing, via spliceosome. Gene Ontology annotation, cellular component: precatalytic spliceosome; U12-type spliceosomal complex.